This is a messenger RNA of Rhea pennata, 1008 nucleotides long. It is a transcript of the gene C8H1orf210, whose product is annotated as chromosome 8 C1orf210 homolog. The transcript is spliced from 3 exons. NCBI's taxonomy places the organism in Eukaryota, Metazoa, Chordata, Aves, Rheiformes, Rheidae. Gene Ontology annotation, molecular function: protein binding. The record is from RefSeq and is a predicted model, not a curated record. The coding region runs from base 1 to 927 and encodes 308 amino acids.
AUGCCCAGUCAUGGGACGCUUUUGAUGCAUUUCCCUUCCCUGCACUCCCUAAAUCUCUCUAGCAACACUUUGCUCAUGUUGUAUCCAGCAAUCUUCUCAAACCUAGGUGCACUACGCCUACUGGACUUGACCAGCUGCAGCAUCUCCUACGUCCACACAGAAGCUUUCAAGGGCUUAGUAAACUUGCACACACUGCUCCUAAAAAACAACAGUCUCCAAGAGCUAGAGGUCUCUCUCUUCUUGCCCCUUGAGGCUCUUUUCCACCUGGACCUGCAGAAGAAUGCACUGAUAUCUAUGGACACUUUAGUCCUGCAGCUGAUGGAGGCAGUCCCACACGUCCAGCUUGAAGGGAACCCCUGGAUCUGUGACUGUUCUACGUAUCAUUUGCAGCAGUGGCUCCAGCGUAGAAAAGCUGUGCAGGUCACCUGCGCAUCGCCUCCAGAGCUGUGGGGGCAGGACAUCUCAUCUCUGGAUUUCCAGGACCUGGGCUGCAAGAAAAAGCAGCGGUUUCCUCGGGCUGACAACAUGACACUGCUGCUGAUAACUACGACUCAGAACAACACCACCACACUACCUGCAGGAAAAGGAGGAAGGAGCUGGCCGUACCUAGUGGGCUUCCUGGUUGCAGCCAUCAGCAUCUCCAUUCUGGUAGCACUGGCUGCCAAGUGCAAGCUCUUCCGCAAGAACUUUGCUAGCUACCGCCACCGGCCACUGCCCGAUACCAGCUCAAUUGGAGGCAGCCAGAUGGGGGAGGGCAUCGGCUGGGACAGAGACACCUCCAGUCGAGGGGACAGUGGAAGUCACCACAUGCCUUCUACAGCUGGCUUGCACACUGAGGACGACGAUGGCUUCAUUGAGGACAACUACAUUCAGCCGAGUGAGCAGCUGCAAGAGGAAGAAGAAAGGGAGUCGCACCUCUCCAUCUGAGGCCACACGCCAACCACCUCUACUGCAGGGUCUCCAGCCCCUGCCCUGUCCCCUCUUCACCCCCAAAAUCUUCAUCUCCUU